AUGGCACCUCCAAUGCCCAACCCCACGAAGCGCAUGACAGCGAACCCAGCGAAACCUGUUGCACGGUACCGUCCAGGGAAACCAGUCGCAGAACAAGAAUCGUCCGACGAGGAAGAAGUGUCGGAGGAGGAAAAGCCACAACAGCCGCAACGAAAACCUCCAGCGAGGCCUCCACCAGUCAGAAGGCCAGUUGCUCCGGCUCGGGAAGAAAGCGAGGAGGAAGAUGAAGACGAGGAGGGGUUCGUGACAGAAGAGGAAGAUGAAGGGCUAGGUCUCGGUCCCGGUCAGGGACCAGGGACUAAAUUGACACAACAAACAAAGAGUGAUUCUACAUUACGGAGACCAGCACCACGACUAUCACAAGCGAAGGCCGCCUCCGACGAGGAAUCAGAAGACGACUCCGAAGAAGGAUCAUCUGAUGGAGAAGAGUCGUCAGAAGAAGAAGAAGAAGAGUCAUCGUCGUCGGAAGAUGAAGCGCCGCAACGCAAGUUUAAACGGCCAACAUUCAUCCGCAAGACCGAUCGGCAAACUUCAACGCUCACCAAGACACAAUCCACGGCUGCUGACCCACCUACGUCCUCCGCAGGCGCAGCCGACGCCGACGCCGCUCGACGCCUCGCGCAAGCCGACCUCCUGAUCAAAGACAAACUGGAACGCGACGCGCUCGCGCGUGCGGCCGGCAAGAAGUCAUGGGACGACGACGACGACAUCCUGCCCGAGUCCAUGGUGGACGACACGGACGGGCUGGACCCGGAAGCUGAGCACGCGGCGUGGAAGGUGCGCGAGCUGCGACGGUUGAAGCGCGACCGCGAGGCCCUGGUGGCGCGCGAGAAGGAGAUUGAAGAGAUCGAACGCCGGCGCAACCUGACGGCCGAGGAGCGCGAACGGGAAGACCGCGAGUUCCUCGAGAAGCAGCGCGAAGAGCGCGACGGGGGCCGCCACGACGCCGCGUUCCUCGCGCGCUACCAUCACAAGGGUGCCUUCUUCCAGGGCGACGAGGCCGCCGAGAUCCUGAAGCGCCGCGACGUCAUGGGGGCCCGCUUCGAGGACGAAGUCAGCGACAAGUCCCUCCUGCCAGAGUACAUGCGCAUCCGGGACAUGACGAAGCUAGGCAAGAAGGGGCGCACGCGGUACAAGGACCUCAAGGGCGAGGACACGGGACGGUUCGGAGACGAAGUGAAGCGGUGGAAAGGCAGUACCGGUGCUGGACCACGAACCGAGGGUGAUUUCGAUACAAGAGGGCUAGACGAACGGUUCCUGCCUGACGAUCAGCGUCGUGGUGGCGGUGAACGGGGAGGUCGAGAUCGAACGGGCCCCACGGGUGCGAAUGCCAGUGCGGUCGGCGAGAGGAGAGACAGAGACAAAGACAAAGACAGGUACAGGAGCCGGAGCAGGAGCAGAGAGAGACGGAAGAGAUCAUAUUCAAAAUCCCGCUCGCGCUCGAGGUCGCCCAGACGGAGAAGGAGGGAUUCGCCUUCACCCGAUCGCCAUCGCGAUCGGGUUAGGGACAGGGAAAGGGAUCGCGACGGGACGAGUAGGAGAGAAGAGGAAGUGAGGACCCGCUAG
Messenger RNA from Exophiala spinifera, 1566 nucleotides. RefSeq lists its product as uncharacterized. Gene Ontology annotation, cellular component: U2-type spliceosomal complex. Bases 1 to 1566 code for a protein of 521 amino acids. Gene Ontology annotation, molecular function: RNA binding. The transcript has a single exon. The record is from RefSeq and is a predicted model, not a curated record. Gene Ontology annotation, biological process: mRNA splicing, via spliceosome. Lineage: Eukaryota; Fungi; Ascomycota; Eurotiomycetes; Chaetothyriales; Herpotrichiellaceae.